Alternaria conjuncta is the source of this 780-nucleotide messenger RNA. RefSeq lists its product as uncharacterized. The transcript is spliced from 2 exons. Bases 1 to 780 code for a protein of 259 amino acids. The record is from RefSeq and is a predicted model, not a curated record. Lineage: Eukaryota; Fungi; Ascomycota; Dothideomycetes; Pleosporales; Pleosporaceae.
AUGCGUACAGUCACUGGUGAGCUAGUGGUCUGCGGUGAUUACUCAAAUAUCCCAGAAGUCAGCCGAGGAGCCUUGACAGAAAAUUACUUGGACCAUGCCUCCGAUCCCGAAGACGCGAUUCCAACCGGUACCUUCACGUUGGGUUUACUGGCAGAUGCAUCGAUCGCACUCCGAAGAGAAGGCAGUGCACUAGAAGUAGUGGACGACGAUGAGUGCUCAGACUUCGUGCGUCCUAGCCCCCGAGAACGACGCCACGCCCUAGACCCCAACACCUCAUCGUCCGUCAAAGCCUUCCUCGUGCCUCUACCAGACUCCCGCAUCCCCCACGGCCCAGCCAACCAACCCCUAACCGACAAACUCCUCAAGACCAUUCCCAACUCCCUCCGCAACCGCGCCAAAUCGCUUCACGAACCGCACCCCCUCCCUUUCCGCUGGAGCCUCCCACCCAACGCGCGUUUCCGCAUUGGCGACCCAGAAGCCUUUGCUGCUCUGCAGGUCAAGAAUAUAGAGUGGUAUGUAACCACCGGCUUACUAGUUGAAGACUUCAUGGGUCUACGAUGGAACGCAGGAAGCUACACGUAUCUUCUGUAUUGGCAUGUAGAAGGCAUGCCUACGCCUGAUGGUGUUGCGGAUGCAGGUAGGAAGUGGUUGAGUAUCAACCCAGGUUUCAUGCGGGAUUGGCAGAAGGAGAAGUGGGAAAGGGAGUUUGGAGACGAGGUGUUGGUUGUGGAAGAUGAGCCUGCGACGCCGAUUGUUGAGCGGGAGGAUUCGGGUGGGUAA